AUGGAGGUCCAGGACGGAGCAGAGCUCUGUUUUCCUCAACUCCUCAACACCUCCUGCAGGAAGCCGACAUCUCACCAGCUUGACUUUGUAUUUCUGCAUGUUGUGAUGUCGUCCAUAUCUGUGCUCAUUAUUGUUCUCAACCUGCUCGUCAUCAUCUCAGUCUCCUACUUCAGGCAACUCCACACACCCACUAACAUCCUCCUGCUCUCUCUUGCUGUCUCUGACUUUCUUGUGGGCUUCGUGUUGCUGCCAGGUGAAAUUUACGUACAAACCCACUGCUGGUUUCAUGGGGACAUGAUGUGUUGUGUUUAUCAUUAUUUAGGUUACAUUGUUUUCAGUACUUCAGUAGGAAACAUGGUGCUUAUAUCAAUUGACCGUUAUGUUGCUAUUUGUCAUCCUCUGCAUUAUCCCACCAGAGUCACUGUGACAAAAGCCAAACUGUGUGUUCUUUUGUGUUGGUUCUGUUCUAUUUUCUAUAUUAGUGUUGUUUUCAAGGAUUUCUUGGCUCAGCCAGGCAUAAAUAAUUCCUGUGAUGGACAAUGUAUAGUUGUUAUCAGCUAUAGUGCAAUCGUAAGUGGCCUCAUUGUAACCUUUAUUGCGCCAGUUACGGCCAUUAUACUUCAAUAUAUGAGAAUAUUUGUGGUGGCUGUGUCUCAGGCUCGUGCCAUGCGCUCUCACACUGCAGCUGUCACACAUCAACAUUCAGUGACACGAAGUAAAAGGAAAUCUGAGUUGAAAGCAGCCAGGACUCUGGGUGUUCUCAUAUUUGUGUUUCUGAUAUGUUUCUGCCCAUAUUACUGUGUCUCCAUUGUAGGGGCCAGCCCUUCUGCUGUAAAGUUUGUGAUUUCAAUGUAUUAUUCAAAUUCCUGUCUAAACCCUCUGAUCUAUGCCCUGUUUUAUCCCUGGUUUAGAAAGGCUGUGAAACAUAUUGUCACUCUGCAGAUACUGCAGCCUGGCUCCUCUGAGGUCAGCAUGUUGAAGUAAAACUGUGGAGUGACUGAAGUAACAGCAGCUAUACAAAGUUCAUUAAUCAGUGAAAUGAAUAAUUCUAUAAUCUGGAAAAAACAAAAAUUACACUGUACACAUCGCACAAAAAUGACAACAUACAAGGAACGUAAAAGGAAUGAAACAUUUCCACAAA
Messenger RNA from Acanthochromis polyacanthus (spiny chromis), 1141 nucleotides. Its product is annotated as trace amine-associated receptor 13c-like. Gene Ontology annotation, biological process: G protein-coupled receptor signaling pathway. Gene Ontology annotation, cellular component: membrane. Lineage: Eukaryota; Metazoa; Chordata; Actinopteri; Pomacentridae. The record is from RefSeq and is a predicted model, not a curated record. Gene Ontology annotation, molecular function: trace-amine receptor activity. The transcript has 2 exons. The coding region runs from base 1 to 984 and encodes 327 amino acids.